AUGACCAUGACUGCCAACAAGAAUUCCAGCAUCACCCACGGAGCUGGAGGCACUAAGGCGCCUCGGGGGACUCUGAGCAGGUCUCAGUCAGUCUCUCCACCUCCAGUUCUCUCCCCACCAAGGAGUCCCAUCUACCCCCUCAGCGAUAGUGAAGCGGCAGCCUGCAGGUACCCCAGCCGCUCCAGCUCCCGGCUGCUCCUCAAGGACUGGCACCCCCGUGAGCCUUCACCUCCAAAUCCUCAGGCUUCCUCCCCAGACACUUCUUCGCCACCCAUUUGUCCCCUCAAGGCCACCAGCUUCAGCUAUUUGGACGGCAGCCCUUCCGUGUGCAAGAGAGAGGACCAGAAGGAGAUUGUCCUGGGGGCGGGCCAGGAUGUAGAGGGAGUAGCUGCUUGCCUCCCCCUUGCCCACAGCACUCCAUCCCUGGGGUCGGCAUCCAACCCACGGAGCAUCUUUCAGACCCGCACUGGCGCCCGUGCCCACAGCCUGGGCAUCCGGGAGAAGAUUUCAGCAUGGGAGGGUCGCCGAGAGACUUUGCCCAGGAUGAGCGCGUGUGGGGAGAAGCGGGAGGGCUCUGGGGGCGAGUGGGCGGCCAGUGAGGGCUGCCCCAGCGUGGGCUGUCCCAGCGUCGUGCCGUCCCCCUGCAGCUCAGAAAAGACCUUUGAUUUCAAGGGCCUCCGGAGGAUGAGCAGGACCUUCUCCGAGUGUUCCUACCCGGAGACCGAGGAGGAAGGAGAGGCACUCCCUGUCCGGGACUCUUUCUACCGGCUGGAGAAGUGGCCAGGCCGGGGUGAGCCCGGUGCCUUCCUCAGGGGGCACGGCAGCAGGAAGGAGAGCUCAGCAGUGCUGAGUCGCAUCCAGAAGAUUGAACAGGCCCUGAAGGAGCAGCCGGGCCGGGGGCUCCCCCAGCUCCCCAGCAGCUGCUACAGCGUAGACCGAGGAAGAAGGAAGACGGGGACCUUGGGCACCUUGGAGGAACUGACGGGGAGCACGAGUGUGAGCACCAGCAGCAGCCGGGCAAGAGGAGUGGCUGGAGCUGUGGGGGAGGCGGGUCCACCCCUGGAGAGGGAAGGCGGCGGCUCCACGAAGCCAGGGAGCCCUGGAAAUAGCCCAAGUGCCCAGCUGCUGCCAUCAAAGAGUUCCCCCGACUCCGCUGUGAAUCCUGUCCCCAAACCCAAGCGCACCUUUGAAUACGAGGCCGACAAGAACCCUAAGAGUAAGCCGAGCAAUGGUCUACCUCCUUCGCCCACACCUGCUGCUCCACCUCCCCUGCCCUCCACCCCGGCCCCACCGGUCACCCGGAGACCCAAGAAGGACAUGCGUGGUCACCGCAAGUCCCAGAGCAGAAAAUCCUUUGAGUUUGAGGAUGCAUCCAGUCUCCAGUCCCUGUACCCCUCUUCUCCCACUGAGAAUGGUACUGAGAGCCAACCCAAGUUUGGAUCCAAAAGCACUUUAGAAGAGAAUGCCUAUGAAGACAUUGUGGGAGAUCUGCCCAAGGAGAACCCAUAUGAGGAUGUGGACUUAAAGAGCCGCAGAGCGGGACGAAAAUCCCAGCAACUGUCAGAGAAUUCCUUGGACUCUCUGCACAGGAUGUGGAGUCCUCAGGACAGGAAGUACAGCAACCCGCCCACUCAGCUCUCCCUGAAACCCGGCAGCCAGACCUUGCGCAGUGGAAACUGGUCGGAAAGGAAGAGCCACCGGUUGCCACGAUUACCCAAGAGACACAGCCACGAUGACAUGCUGCUGCUGGCUCAGCUGAGCCUGCCAUCCUCACCCUCCAGCCUCAACGAGGACAGCCUCAGCACCACGAGUGAGCUGCUGUCCAGCCGCCGGGCCCGCCGCAUUCCCAAGCUUGUCCAAAGAAUUAACUCCAUCUACAAUGCCAAGAGAGGAAAGAAGCGGUUAAAAAAGCUGUCUAUGUCCAGCAUUGAGACAGCAUCCCUGAGAGAUGAGAACAGUGAGAGCGAGAGCGACUCUGACGACAGGUUCAAAGCCCACACACAGCGCCUGGUCCACAUCCAGUCGAUGCUGAAGCGUGCGCCCAGCUACCGGACGCUGGAGCUGGAGCUGCUCGAGUGGCAGGAGCGGGAGCUCUUUGAGUACUUCGUGGUGGUAUCGCUCAAGAAGAAGCCGUCCCGCAACACCUACCUCCCUGAAGUCUCCUACCAGUUCCCCAAGCUGGACCGACCCACCAAGCAGAUGCGCGAGGCAGAGGAGAGGCUCAAGGCCAUUCCCCAGUUUUGCUUCCCUGAUGCCAAGGACUGGAUGCCUGUGUCUGAGUAUACCAGUGAGACUUUUUCUUUCAUGCUGACCGGGGAGGAUGGCAGCAGACGCUUCGGCUACUGCAGGCGUUUACUGCCAAGCGGGAAAGGGCCUCGGCUGCCAGAGGUAUACUGUGUCAUCAGCCGUCUUGGCUGCUUCGGCUUGUUUUCCAAGGUCCUAGACGAGGUGGAGCGGCGGCGUGGGAUCUCCGCCGCGCUGGUCUACCCCUUCAUGAGAAGUCUCAUGGAGUCGCCCUUCCCCGCUCCAGGGAAGACCAUCAAAGUGAAGACAUUCCUGCCAGGCGCGGGCAACGAGGUGUUAGAGCUGCGGCGACCCAUGGAUUCCCGGCUGGAGCACGUGGACUUCGAGUGCCUCUUCACCUGCCUCAGUGUGCGCCAGCUGAUCCGGAUCUUUGCCUCACUGCUGCUGGAGCGCCGGGUCAUUUUUGUGGCCGAUAAGCUCAGUACCCUGUCCAGCUGCUCCCACGCGGUGGUGGCCUUGCUCUACCCCUUCUCCUGGCAGCAUACCUUCAUUCCUGUCCUCCCGGCCUCCAUGAUUGACAUCGUCUGCUGUCCCACCCCUUUCCUGGUUGGCCUGCUCUCCAGCUCCCUUCCCAAACUGAAGGAGCUGCCUGUGGAGGAGGCACUGAUGGUGAAUCUGGGAUCUGACCGAUUCAUCCGACAGAUGGAUGAUGAGGACACGUUGUUACCCAGGAAGCUGCAGGCCGCUCUGGAGCAGGCUCUAGAGAGGAAGAACGAACUGAUCUCCCAGGAUUCCGACAGCGACUCCGACGAUGAAUGUAACACCCUCAACGGGCUGGUGUCGGAGGUGUUUAUCCGGUUCUUUGUGGAGACGGUUGGGCACUACUCCCUCUUCCUGACCCAGAGCGAGAAGGGGGAGAGAGCCUUUCAGCGAGAAGCCUUCCGCAAGUCUGUGGCCUCCAAAAGCAUCCGCCGUUUCCUUGAGGUUUUUAUGGAGUCUCAGAUGUUUGCCGGCUUCAUCCAAGACAGGGAGCUAAGAAAGUGUCGGGCAAAGGGCCUCUUUGAGCAGCGGGUAGAGCAGUAUUUAGAGGAACUCCCAGACACCGAACAGAGCGGAAUGAAUAAGUUUCUCCGAGGUUUGGGCAACAAAAUGAAGUUCCUCCACAAGAAGAACUAA
Molecule: messenger RNA, 3420 nt
Organism: Pipistrellus nathusii (Nathusius's pipistrelle)
Lineage: Eukaryota; Metazoa; Chordata; Mammalia; Chiroptera; Vespertilionidae
Source: the annotation of a GenBank genome assembly